Molecule: messenger RNA, 1617 nt
Organism: Zasmidium cellare ATCC 36951
Lineage: Eukaryota; Fungi; Ascomycota; Dothideomycetes; Mycosphaerellales; Mycosphaerellaceae
Exons: 5
Coding region: 1-1617 (538 amino acids)
Source: RefSeq, a predicted model, not a curated record
AUGACCAUCAAGCAGGACUACAAGGCUAUUGCUCAAGGAAAGCGGGAGCAACGAGAUAGCCUGAUUCCAUCAGAAUGGCGAAUCGAAUCACCAUCAAAAGCGGUCCAGAACGUGCUGGACCUUCCAGCGAAGUGCGGCCUAUUAAGCAGCAAGGAGUUGACGAUCACUUCGGACCAUGAUGCUGUCGACCUACUGGAGAAUAUCAGGACGAAGAAGUAUUCAGCAGAGGAAGUCACUCGGGCUUUCUGCAAACGAGCAGCUAUAGCGCAGCAGCUGACCAACUGCUUGACCGAGAUAUUCUUUGACGAGGCCAUUGAACGUGCAAAGAUUCUCGACCGAGAACAAGCUGCUAACCCAAACCUGCCAUUGAGACCCUUGCAUGGACUGCCCAUCUCUAUCAAGGACUCAUUCAGGGUACCUGGUGUGGACUCGACGACCGGCCUGAUUUGCUGGGCAAAUGAACCCGAUACUUUGUACUCAUCCUUGCCUAGGCUUCUUCUUGACCUUGGAGCUGUGUUAUAUUGCAAGACCAAUGUUCCACAGACUAUGAUGACAGCGGACUCUGACAACAACGUAUUCGGCCGCACUCUCAACCCAAACAACUUGACUCUGACCGCGGGCGGAUCGUCAGGCGGCGAAGGAGCUUUGAUCGCACUCAGAGGCAGUCUUCUUGGAGUGGGCACGGACAUCGCUGGCAGCAUUCGAAUUCCAAGCAUUUGCAAUGGCAUUUACGGCUUCAGGCCCAGCGCAAGCAUUGUACCUUACGGCGGCCAACGUUCACCAGCACCAGCAGGAAUACCGGGCAUCUCCCCAGUGGCAGGACCUAUGGUAACAUCCCUUCGUUCCUGCACGUAUUUCAUGAAGACCAUCAUGGAGGCGCAGCCGUGGCGCUAUGAUCCAGCAUGUCUGCAUCGACCGUGGACAGGGCAGCUUGCCGCUCAAAAGCUUCGUAUUGGUGUGGUGUCUCGCGAUGGUCUUUUCACACCGUGGCCACCAGUCAGACGCAACAUCGCGGAGUCAGCUCGCAAGUUGGGAGAUGCCGGAGUCGAAAUUGUUAAUCUUUCGCUGCCAGAUGUGGGAGAGGCGGUCGACACAAUCAUGCGAAUGUUCUCACUCGAUGGUAGCAAGUUCAUACAAAAUUUACUCGCAUCCGGUGGCGAGCCUGAAGUGCGUUCUGUGCGCAACAUCAACCUUGCAGGUAUCCCAAGCGCAAACCUGGAAGACUACUUCAAGCUCAACGCGGCAAGAUCGCGGAUACAACAGGUGUAUCACAACCUCUGGCUUGAUAACAGAUUAGACGCCAUUGUGCUACCGCCUGCGCCUACAACAGCAACCCCCUUGGACCAAUGGGGUCCCAUCUCAUACACUGCGCUUUGGAACUUAUUGGACUACCCAGCCGUUAUCAUCCCUACUGGAAAGGUGCAACCUGUUGACGAGGCAGACUCUGUGGAGCAUGCGAUUCAUGGUGAACGUGAUCGACGUAACUACCAGUUGUAUACAGGACCAACCGAAUUUGCCAACGCACCGCUCGCUGUGCAAGUAGUCGGGAUGAAACAAGAAGACGAAGAAUUGACACAGGUGGCAGCUGUGAUUGACAAGAUCCUGAACUCGACAUAG